Halichondria panicea is the source of this 2276-nucleotide messenger RNA. RefSeq lists its product as uncharacterized. The record is from RefSeq and is a predicted model, not a curated record. NCBI's taxonomy places the organism in Eukaryota, Metazoa, Porifera, Demospongiae, Suberitida, Halichondriidae. The transcript is spliced from 2 exons. Bases 32 to 2131 code for a protein of 699 amino acids.
GAUGUUUAAGGUAGUUAAACAAGGUUAAUCGAUGUACUCCGCUUGCCCCGCCUACUGCAUUAUGUACUGCCCAGCAUUUACGCGCAUGCGUAAUUAUCUCUACACCUACCUCGUGCUCGAUUAUAGCUACCUGAGUUUAAAGAUGUCUUCUCCCUCUGGUUCCAUCUCUCCUACACCGAGGGACACAUCCGCCGACCUGGUGGCCCUCAACGAAAGACUCUCCACCCUCGAGCAGGCCUUGGCUGCAGCUCAACAGACCCACCAGCCUCAUCACCGGACGCCACUAUACCCCUACACUCCCGACCUGCUCGCCCUUGCCUCUCACAUCAACCCAGCACCGCCGCCCUUGCCUCCCCGCUUAGCCCUCAUUACAUCACCGCUCAACUACGAUGCAUGGCAACUCUGGCUAGAUUAUCACCCCGACCAACACUAUGCAUCGUACAUACUACACGGCAUCGCCCAUGGCUUCCGGAUAGGCUUUGACCACACUAACACCGCUCUCCGCUCAGCAUCCACCAACCACCCAUCGGCCAUCGAGCACCCUGAUAUUAUCAAAAAAUCCCUCCUUGCCGAAACCGGCGCACAGCGACUCGUUGGCCCGCUUAACCCAACACUCUACCCAUAUGUCCACACAAGCAGCCUUGGCGCUAUACCUAAAAAACACUCAGAAAAAUGGCGACUGAUAUUGGACCUAUCGCACCCCAAAUCCCACAGCAUUAACGACGGUAUCUCCCGUCAGCUCUGCUCUCUGACAUACACAAAAGUAGACUACAUCAUCCCACGAAUCCUUUUGUCAGGACGCGACACACUGUUAGCUAAGAUAGACAUAGAAAAUGCUUUCAGAAAUGUUCCGAUUCACCCUGAUGACCGCCAUCUGUUAGGGAUGAUGUGGGACAACCAGCUCUACAUCGACACAACCUUGCCCUUUGGCCUACGCUCGGCCCCUAAGAUAUUUAACGCUGUAGCCGACGGGCUCCAAUGGAUUGCCCUAGAAAGAGGGGUUACAAAUCUAGAUCACUUCCUAGACGACUUUAUCACCACAGGGAAACCCCACAGCCACGAAUGCCAAACCAACCUCCAGCUGCUCGUCGAUACCUGCAAGAUUCUGAAAUUACCUUUGGCCCUGCAAAAACUCGAGGGCCCUACCACAUGCCUCACUUUCCUGGGUAUCGAACUAGACACAUCUCUCCUCCAGCUACGUCUCCCAGCAGAAAAACUGUCACGGCUCCAGCGUACACUAACCUCUUGGGCCGGACGAAGGUCAUGUUUAAAACGUGACCUGCAAUCGCUCGUAGGGCUCCUCCAUGACGCUAGUAUCGUCAUUAAACCGGGUCGCACCUUCAUUCGCCGCCUGGUCGACCUGCUGAAAUCCUCUCACAACCGCCCCAGAGAAGCACACAUCCGGCUAAACACCGAAGCAAGAUCCGAUAUCCUCUGGUGGAAACAAUUCAUAGGUGAUUGGAACGGGCUCUCCAUGAUGCGCAGCCACCAGCGGGAAAACCCUGAGAUCAUCCUCACUUCCGACGCCUCUGGGAAUUGGGGCUGCGGCGCCUUCUGGAAUGAUCGCUGGUUCCAAUAUAAAUGGUCCCACACUACAUUAGGUCUCCACAUCACUGCCAAAGAACUCCUACCGAUUGUCUUUGCAGUGGCAGUCUGGGGCGCUCAAUGGCAGGGAAAAUCGAUACUCUGCCGCUGCGACAACGAAGCCGUCGUAGCAAUCAUUAAUACGGGAACAAGCAAAGAUUGCGAAGCAAUGCCCCUCAUGCGCUGCCUGUUUUUCAUAACUGCUAAGCAUAAUCUGCUCCUUACAGCCACUCAUUUCCCUGGCUCAAUCAACAUUCUCGCCGACGCCCUGUCCAGGAAUAACUUACAACUCUUUCUCUCCCUCUCACCACAGGCCCUCCCCAACCCGGAUCCUAUCCCCCCCGCCCUAAUCGACCUGCUCACAAUCUCCAGACUCGACUGGACAUCCCCAGCCUGGAGCUCAAUGUUCAACGCUACCUUCAAGCCGCCCUCGCCAAAAGCACCAUCUCCUCCUACACAACAGCCCAUCGCAGGUACCUCAACUUCUGCCAUCGCUCUACUCACACCCCAUACCCCACUACCGAAACUAUCCUCACCCAAUUUGUAGCUUUCCUAGGCACACAACACUUAAAGCACCAAACCAUUAAAUCAUACCUAUCCGGAAUCAGGUAUUACCACAUUAUAAACUCUCACGCAGACCCAUUUACUACCGAUAUGCCAAAGCUCACAUACGUACUCAAAGGCAUCAAAUC